GUCCCCAUUAACUCCGCCGUCCCUCCCCCGGCCCCGCCCGUCCCAGUCCCCUCGCGCCGCACACGGGCCGGAAUCCGGAGCCGGAGCUCGCCUGCCUCUGCCCGCGCCUCCACCGAUCGGCGGGAUGAGAGGUUCCUCGCGGAGGCCGCUGGCCGCGGUCAUGGCCUGGGUGCGGCGCCAGCCGCCCAAGGUCAAGGCCUUCCUCGCCGUCGUCGCCGGGAUGGCCGCGCUCGUCUUUAUCCGCUUCAUCGUCCACGACCACGACAACCUCUUCGUCGCCGCCGAGGCCGCGCACGCGCUCGGGAUCGCCGUGCUCAUCUACAAGCUCACCAAGGAGAAGACCUGCGCCGGACUGUCACUCAAGUCUCAGGAUUUGACAGCAUUAUUUCUGGCUGUUAGGUUGUACUGCAGCUUUGUUAUGGAGUAUGACAUCCAUACAGUUCUGGAUACAGCUACACUAGCAGCUACUCUUUUUGUUAUUUAUAUGAUUCGGUUCAAACUGAGGUCAACAUAUAUGCUGGACAAAGACAACUUCAAAUUGUAUUAUGUGGUAGUGCCUUGUGCUGUGCUAACAUUUUUUGCCCAUCCUACAACAUCGCACAACAUAGUGAACAGACUUUGCUGGGCCUUUUGUGUUUAUUUGGAAGCUGUUUCAGUGCUGCCUCAGUUGCGUUUGAUGCAAAAUACCAAGAUUGUUGAGCCAUUCACAGCUCAUUAUGUGUUUGCACUGGGUGUUGCAAGGUUUCUGAGCUGUGCACACUGGGUCCUUCAGGUUUUGGAUACCCGCGGCCGUUUGUUGACUGCUCUGGGCUAUGGUCUGUGGCCAUCAAUGGUGCUUCUCUCCGAAAUCGUUCAGACUUUCAUCCUCGCAGAUUUCUGCUACUACUAUGUGAAGAGUGUUUUUGGUGGGCAACUGGUGCUGCGGCUCCCCUCGGGGGUGGUCUAGAAACUGCAGCAGGAUACAAAGCAUACUGUUGGUUUCUUCUCUGCUCAUCAUACAACGCAACAGUCAUUAUGCUCCUUGUGCCCAAACUUUAGCAGUGGAGUGGAUAGCAGAGCCUCGUUCGCUCUAUUUUUUUUUCUUUUCAUCUGUAAACUGUUUACGUGAAACCUGUACCAAAUACCGUGAAACGUAGGUUGUCCAUCUGACUUCUUCGUCCAGGCUAGAGUUGUUGCAGUUCCAGAAUAGAGACAGACGGGAUUUCCCCAUUUCAAUGACUGUUGUGUUCCUCUUUCGUUGUCGCUGAUCCUGUCUUACCGCUGUGUUAAGAAUAGUGAAGGAUGCUUUGCUUUGGCA
Messenger RNA from Panicum hallii, 1297 nucleotides. RefSeq names its product putative ER lumen protein-retaining receptor C28H8.4. The transcript has 6 exons. Gene Ontology annotation, biological process: protein retention in ER lumen. NCBI's taxonomy places the organism in Eukaryota, Viridiplantae, Streptophyta, Magnoliopsida, Poales, Poaceae. Gene Ontology annotation, cellular component: membrane. The record is from RefSeq and is a predicted model, not a curated record. Bases 125 to 946 code for a protein of 273 amino acids. Gene Ontology annotation, molecular function: ER lumen protein retrieval receptor activity.